This is a messenger RNA of Brugia malayi, 1386 nucleotides long. RefSeq names its product Protein kinase domain containing protein. Gene Ontology annotation, cellular component: cytoplasm. Gene Ontology annotation, biological process: intracellular signal transduction; microtubule cytoskeleton organization; protein phosphorylation. The transcript is spliced from 7 exons. Gene Ontology annotation, molecular function: protein serine/threonine kinase activity; tau-protein kinase activity; ATP binding. The record is from RefSeq and is a predicted model, not a curated record. Lineage: Eukaryota; Metazoa; Nematoda; Chromadorea; Rhabditida; Onchocercidae. Bases 1 to 1386 code for a protein of 461 amino acids.
AUGGCGAAAGACGAAGAGAGCGAAAGAGAGACCUCAGUAAAAGGAGACAACAAAGAAGCGAUAAAAAAAGAUCACAAGGAGAGGAAGAUAAAGAGAUGUGAUGGAAAAAAUAUUGUUGAGGAGAAUGAAACAAGAGAGAAAAUCAGACAAGAUAAGGGAGAACGAAGUUUGAAACGGAAUGAAAAUGAUGGAAAAUUAAAGAAAGAGGAGAAAAGUGGAAGAAUGAAGAAGGAUUACGAAAGUAGAGUAGGAAUAAAAGAUAGAAAGAAUAAUAAAACAAGAAAAGAUGAAGAAAAUGAACAAGAGGAAAAGAAUAAAGGAAAUGAUGGAAUACAUGGUGUUGAUGGCAAAGAAAAGAAAAAUGAUAUAACUGAAAGAAUAAAAAAGGAUGAGAAAGCUGAGAAAGUGAAAAUGAAUGAAAAGGAUAAAUUAUUGGAGCGAAACAAACAUACAAAAGAUAUAGAUUAUAAUAAAAGUAGAGGUAAUAUAGACGAUAAGAUUGUUGAAAGUUUAACGCCCGAAAUGUUGAACGAAAUGAAAAUACGUGGAGUUAUUUUUUAUGAAAAUCUUGGCAAAGGAACAUUUUCAAUUGUAAAGAAAGGUUGGUGCAAUAUGCUAGCCAAAAUGGUUGCUAUAAAAAUAAUUGAUACAAGGAAAGAUUUAAAAUACACGAAGAAAUGCUUACCACGUGAGAUUGAACUUGUUCGAAAGUUAAAACAUGACAAUAUUAUUAGUGUUUAUGAAGUAAUUGAGAAAAAUCCAUUUAUUUGUAUUAUACAAGAUUUUACAAGUAGAGGUGAUUUAUUGCAAAAAAUAAGACGUGAAAGUAAAGUUGAUGAGAAGGAAGGAAAAAUACAUUUUCGGCAACUCAUUGAAGCCAUGAAGUAUUUAAAAUCAAUGGAAGUUGUACAUCGUGAUAUUAAAUGUGAAAAUAUAUUGCUCGAUUCAUGCGAAAAUGUUAAAAUUACCGAUUUUGGCUUUGCAAGAUUAUUGAAAAUUGGAGAAAAAUCCAAAACAUUUUGUGGUUCUCGUGCAUAUUUAGCACCAGAAAUUAUUAGAGCACAACCAUAUGACGGGUAUCUCUCGGAUAUGUGGAGUGCAGGAAUUGUCCUGUAUGUGAUGACAACGGGAAUGAUGCCAUAUGAUGACAAGAAUGUGCAAAAAAUGUUAGAAAGACAAUUGCAGCACAGAAUAGCAUAUCGACGUACAACAGAAAUAAGCAUUGAUGCAAAACGAUUAAUAUUUGAUAUUCUUCAUCCGAUACCACAAAAAAGGCUAACAAUUGAGGAAGUAAUACGUUCAAAAUGGCUAGCUGGCGUAGAGUAUCGUAUUUUAGCUCAAACUAUUAACGAUUCUGCAACAACCGAUUCUGAGAAUAUUAUUUAA